This is a messenger RNA of Alternaria viburni, 1731 nucleotides long. RefSeq lists its product as uncharacterized. The record is from RefSeq and is a predicted model, not a curated record. Bases 1 to 1731 code for a protein of 576 amino acids. Gene Ontology annotation, molecular function: carbohydrate:proton symporter activity. The transcript is spliced from 4 exons. Gene Ontology annotation, cellular component: membrane. Lineage: Eukaryota; Fungi; Ascomycota; Dothideomycetes; Pleosporales; Pleosporaceae. Gene Ontology annotation, biological process: carbohydrate transport; transmembrane transport.
AUGGUGUCAGCCAUGGAGCGGAAACGACAUGGUGUCGUCGACUUUGAUCAGCAACUUAUGGAGCAAGCCCAAUCAGACACACUAAGUUUCGACAGCUCAGACGACACCCUCACCUCCCUACCGGCGAUAUCGAAGCUCGAAUCGACGGAUGCGAUACUAGAGAGAACGACUACUAUUGCUGAAAGCAAUAACGAAGCGGAACGAUCAAUGUCGCUUCGUGAAGGCAUCCGCCUAUACCCCAAAGCGAUAACAUGGUCGGUGUUACUAUCGAUGACACUCAUUAUGGAAGGAUUUUCUACUAUCCUCGUACCCAAUCUGUUCGCAAUGCAACCAUUCCGGAAACAAUUCGGCACAUUACAAUCAAAUGGCUUGUACGAAAUUAGCGCCGACUGGCAGAGCGCACUUGUGAACGGCGGCCUGGCAGGGCAGAUCGUAGGGCUUUUUGCUACAGGAACACUCGCUGAGCGAAUUGGCUACCGAUACACGCUCAUGGUAGGGUUGGUGGCAAUGAGUGUGUUCAUACUCGUACCCUUCUUCGCCACAGGUAAGACGGUUCUGUUGAUAGGACAGUGUCUACUAGUUGCCUUACGGGCGUAUCUGACUACUUAUGUCAACGCAUGUUGGGUCCUCGGCCAACUUAUAGCGUCCAUCGUCAUGCGCGGCAUGAUGAAUAACACCACCACAUGGGCCUACCGCAUCCCCUUCGCAUUACAAUGGAUUUUCCCUAUCCCAAUCUUCUUCGCCGUUUACUUUGCCCCCGAAUCGCCAUGGUGGCUCAUUCGACAAGACCGCUUCGUGGAUGCGAUGAAGACGAUGCGUCGGCUGCGCACACAACCAGCAACCAUGUCGGACGAUGAGUUCGACAAAGCGCUAAACGGCGCAAUGGAGGCCAUGAUACAGACAAACGAGAGAGAGCAACGGAUGCAGAGUGGGACAAGUUACAAAGACUGCUUCAAGGGAGUCGACCGGCGCAGAACCGAGAUCACGUGCAUGGUUUGGAUCAUCCAGACGCUUUGUGGCAGCACCUUCAUGGGCUUCUCCACCUACUUCUAUGAACAAGCAGGUCUCGGCUCUUCCCACGCUUUCACCCUCUCACUAGGUCAAUUCGCCCUCGGUCUUAUCGGCGUCUUCAUAUCUUGGGCCCUCAUGGCACACUUUGGGAGGCGCACACUCUAUCUCUCGGGACAAGUCAUGACCUUCGUCUUCGUGCUGCUCAUCGGGAUACUAGCCUGCAUACCACAUCGCCACCACUUCGUUACCGUCCGCUCAGCGGUAGUAGGCACGUCCUCCCAAGUCGGAAAUCCGCAUCCUAUAGCACUCAACUGGUCUAUCGCAGCACUUCUCCUCGCAUUCACACUCGCCUAUGACGCAACCCUCGGGCCUAUUUGCUAUGCUCUCGUGUCGGAAAUCCCCUCCACACGCUUGAGGAGCAAGACGAUCGUUUUGGCGCGCAACUGCUACAACAUCUCAGGAAUCGUCACAAACAUCAUCACGCCACGCAUGCUCAAUCCUACAGCGUGGGGAUGGGGAGCUAAAGCAGGUUUCUUCUGGGCCGGCACGAGUGUGAUCGGCAUUUCGUGGAGCUGGUGGCGGCUUCCCGAACCAAAGGGAAGGACGUUUGGAGAGCUGGAUGAGCUCUUUGAGAGGAGGGUGGCCGCGCGAAAGUUCAAGACUACGGACUUUACGGUUGGAGGGGCACUUAUCGCGAGAACCGAGAAGAGUAGGGUAUAG